UGCAGCAGCCGAAAACCAAGGAAAGAGGAAGGAAGACACGGCCGCUGGCAGCUCAUGGAGGGUACUAAACCAAAGAGAUGUGGGUCCAAGAAUAUCCUGGUCAUCCUUGGAUUCUUAUUUUUCUUGGCUGUGAUUGCUUUAAUCACAGUGGGCCUAACCCAGAACAAGCCACUGCCAGAAAAUGUUAAGUAUGGGAUCGUACUGGAUGCAGGCUCUUCUCACACCAACAUGUACAUCUACAACUGGCCGGCAGAGAAGGAGAACGACACCGGAGUGGUGCGACAGGUGGAAGUGUGCAAGGUACAAGGUCCUGGCAUCUCAGGGUAUGCCCAGAAGGUAGAAGACGUAGGCUUUUACCUAAACCAAUGCAUGGACAGAGCAAAGCAAGUGAUUCCCAAGGAGCAGCACCAACAGACUCCUGUUUAUCUUGGAGCCACGGCUGGUAUGAGGUUGCUCAGGAUGGAGAGCAGCACCCUGUCGGAUAGAGUCCUGACGGCUGUGAGACAGAGCCUCACUGCUUACCCUUUUGAUUUCCAAGGGGCCAGGAUCAUCACUGGCCAGGAAGAAGGUGCCUAUGGCUGGAUUACCAUUAACUACUUGUUAGGCAAAUUCAACCAGACUGUCAGCUGGCUCAGAAUUCUGCCCAGAAGAGAAGAUCCCCAGGAAACCUCUGGGGCCUUGGACCUUGGAGGAGCCUCAACACAAAUAACUUUCGUGCCCCUCAACCAGCAGAUCGAGUCCCAAAACAACUCCCUGCACUUCCGUCUCUAUGGCAAGAGCUACAAUGUGUAUACACACAGCUUCCUGUGUUAUGGGAAGGACCAGGCUCUCCGGCUAAAACUGGUCAACAGCAUUCAGGAUGCAGAGAAUGGACUCCUAAGGGAUCCGUGCUUCCACCCAGGCUAUGAAAAGGAUGUGAACAUGAGUGAGUUCUUCAACACACCCUGCAUCAAAAAGGAUGAGAAAUCAUUUCCAUUUCACAGACUUCAAAUACAGGGUACUGGAAACUACUCGGCAUGCCUGCAUGGUGUUCAGAAGAUCUUCAACACCACCUAUUGUCCUUACUCUAAGUGUUCUUUCAAUGGAGUUUUCCUACCAUUGUUACAAGGAGAUUUUGGGGCCUUUUCUGCUUUUUACUUUGUGAUGAACUUCCUGAACUUGACAAAUUCCUCUCUGGAAGGAGCAAUUACCAAAAUGGAAACUUUCUGCUCCCGACCCUGGGAUGAGGUGAAAGCACAAUUUCCUGACAUCAAAGUGAAGUACCUCAGUGAAUACUGCUUCUCUGGGACCUACAUUCUUGCCCUCCUGCAGCUAGGAUAUGGAUUCACUGGGAAUAACUGGAAGCAUAUCCAGUUUAUGGGCAAGAUUAGUGGAAGUGAUGCCGGAUGGACUUUGGGUUACAUGCUGAACUUGACCAACAUGAUCCCAGCAGAGCAGCCUUUGUAUCCGCCUCUCUCCCAUUCGACGUAUGUCUUCCUCAUGGUCCUCUUCUCAUUGGUCCUGGCAGCUGUGUUCUUCAUUGGUUGGCUUAUCUUUCGAAAGCCUUCAUGCCUUCAGAAAGGAGCCGUAUAGCAAGUCGGCCUGAGCUCUGCUGGGUAGAGUAUGGAAGAAACACUUACAGGGAGGACUUUUCUCCCUCCUGCAAUUUCAUGCUGCACUCCUUCUUGGGGGUCAGUCUUUACCAGCACAAAGCUUCCCUUGACUUCUGCUGCACAAUUUUUCUCAGGAGGCUAUCUUGCUAUCCGUGUCCCAUGCUUCAGGGCAGAAAUCCAGCAUCUCCUUGUCAUUCUUUCUUAUUCACCUUCUUUGUCCUGUGUGUUUUAUGCUUUUGUGGGUCACAAGCAUUCACCAUUUUUUCAGAACCUCACUUUAUUGUAUUGCAUUCAUUUGGAAGAGAAGAGAUGAUGAAGCUACAAAUCAGCAACAAUUACUGGUGAAGGCCAGCGGGAUACAUGGGGAGGCUGAAGUGGCUGGACAAUAUCUCAUCUCAGCAGUUGUUUGAGUUCCUUGGGAUUUCCUUCUAUUCUCCUGCCUCCCAUUUAUGAAGAGCAAAUGGUGCCUUUGUAUGGAGCAGAGUCCAGUGGGCUCUGUAGGAAAGGUCCUUAGACUAGGCCAACAUUGGCUAGGGCCAAAGAGUGUCGUGCAGUCAUCCUCUGUGGUAGUACAAUGCUUACCUCAGUACCAUACUGUAUCAUCGCUGGGAUGUGAGCUCCUGGGGGCAGCCCCAUCUCUGCCAGUGCAGAGUUUGUUCUUAGAGCUGCUAAACAUGCAGACAUACCAAUCCUAGGACACGUAUCAUGGUGUGUGUGUGUGUGUGUGUGUAUGUCAAGAUUAAAGAUAUCUUUUCAACUCAGGGUUGGGAGUAGUACAUCUUAACGCUGUACCAGGCCUUAGCAAGGGGAGAGUCAUACUAGCUUUGGAUCAAAGUGGAAAAACCUAUCUAUCAGUUGCAGAGCAGAGAUUCUCAGACUUUUUCAUCUCUGGACUCUUGUACACUCUUUAAAAUUAUUGAGAACCAUGCCCCUCCCCCAAAGCCUUUUUGUUUGUGUGGGUUGAAUCUGCUAAUGUUUACCAUAUUAGAAAUUAAAAUGUCUAUUAUUAUAAAUAUAGUUUUGACCUCCCAGACUCCUUGGGGGUCCCCAGACCAUACUUUGAGAAUUUGCUGCUGUGGAGCAACAGGUCAUUAGGUUGUCAUGACAAUCUGCAAUAAGGUUAAUUAACAUGCUUCAGGAAACAGUGAUGCAACCCCUGCCUUUGGACCUAUUUCCCUUUGUGGGAGGUGCAUGUGCUGUCGUUAAUUUUGGGUGGGGUGGGGGAAGGGAGGAGGGUAAAGAGUCCCUGUGCCACCUACCUCCACGACCUGUUACAAGCGUUGCCUCAUAGUGCAUGAUUUUGACCUUGUUCCAAGAUCUCUGACUUCUCCUUCAGUGGGUUCAUCAUUGAGUAGGCGUCCUCUUUUCCCCAAGAACAACAGAUCUGCUUUUCAACAUGUCCAAAGGGUGUGAACCUAUGAGGAGGGAACCACCUUCUCUUCUAUAGUUAUCCCCAGCUGAAUCUCCUUGACCUCGAGCAGGAGUCAGACGCCAAAUCUGGACAAUUUAAUCCUCUCUUAUGACAAAGCAAUUAAUCAGUGAUGAGAAUACUGCUCAUUCCUGUUGGCCUUUUUCCCCAAAUCUUCUGAGCAAAAACUGAGUCCUCUGGGAUCACGGAGUUCAAUUAUGAAAAACACACAAACGUUCAUUCCAAGCCUGUGAGACAACAGUUCCUUAUGUUAAUGUCAUGCUUUAUUACCAUAAAGUACAGUAUUAUCUUAUUUGAGCUCCAUUACAACUUUGUGCAGGUAUUAUUUGUCCCAUAUUACAGAUGAAAAACUAAAGCUCAGAGAGUUUAAAUGCACCAAGGUCACACAGCUAACUUGGGGCAAAACUGGAAUUCAAAUCCAGGUCUUCUGACUCCAGAUCUAGUGCUCUUCUGUUCUAUCCCACUCAUUCUACAGGGGAAUAGUGUGUAUCUGCCACCUCUAAACAGUAUUUGAUAAUGACAGUGAGAAAAAAAUUGAGAGACUAAAUAAACGCUUCUUAGCAUCUCACUUCUAAGUCCCUCGACCAACUCAGUGCAUUCCAAAGUCAAUUUCUGACAACAGUGAGCUUCAUCACACUUUUUGGUUACCAAGAAAUUCAGAAGACAAGUUCCUAGUCUCCACAAAUCUCAGAAAAAUGAUGGAAGGAAUUAAGUCAAGGCCCUUCUCAGUCCAUGUACCAAGCCAAAAUCAGGUUAACAUACAGGGUUAGGUCAGGGUAGAUAAAUCUUUUGAUAUCAGACUUCUAUCAUCAUUGGUUACAGCUAGUUCCAAUUCUUUCUAGAACCUUCAGUCAAGAGAAUGCUCUGUGAUUUGGCAAUCCCAUUCCUUAAGACAGGGUAGAGAGUGAAGAUGGGAGGGAGGAGUGUGUGAGUGGCAUUUUUUUUCCAUUAUGGACCACAAAAGAAAAAUCAUAGGGAUCUAUAUACCACCAUAAAACCAUAUAAUUAGUGUAGGGUGUUUUUUUUCUUCAGAGAAAUAGAAAAGAAUUCAAUUGAUAUGCUUUUAAUAUUGAAAAUAGAAUAUACACAGAAAUUUGUUAAUAAUAGAAUGAAUAAUAAAAAGUAUACAUGAUUUCCAUAUUGUGGUUUUUGAGAAAACUAGCCUAGGAAUGGCAAAGAGAGUUAAGAGAUAUUCAAGGCAAGAAAAGACCGAGUAAUACAACUGGAGUGGACAGAAAACAUUUCUUUUCCCCCACUUCCCCUAGUGGUGGGAGACACUUAAAGCCAUAUUUUAUUUUUGCAAUCACAAGUACUGUGAUGUAGUUUCCAUUGGACAUUUAUUGCAUUUGAGUUUUGAAGUAAUUUUUCAUUAGGAUUUCAACAUUUCAGUUAAGAGUUUUUGUUUAAUAUUCAGGUUUUGCUGCCUUUUAAGUGAGGAUAAGUAUCAGUUAUUUGGUAUCAAUACCUGAACAAUCUGGCAAACUCAGGAAUAUAUACAUAUAUUAUAUAUAUAUAACAUAUAUAAUAUAUAUACAUAUGUAUAUGUAUAUACAUGCACACACAUAUAUAGUAAUCUUAAUUCUGAAAUAAGACAAAGAAAAUGGAUUUUAGCUUUUUAAUAAUCA
Messenger RNA from Trichosurus vulpecula (common brushtail), 4646 nucleotides. It is a transcript of the gene ENTPD1, whose product is annotated as ectonucleoside triphosphate diphosphohydrolase 1. The transcript is spliced from 10 exons. Gene Ontology annotation, biological process: nucleoside diphosphate catabolic process. Gene Ontology annotation, molecular function: UDP phosphatase activity; GDP phosphatase activity. NCBI's taxonomy places the organism in Eukaryota, Metazoa, Chordata, Mammalia, Diprotodontia, Phalangeridae. The coding region runs from base 55 to 1572 and encodes 505 amino acids. Gene Ontology annotation, cellular component: plasma membrane. The record is from RefSeq and is a predicted model, not a curated record.